AUGGAGAGAAACGCAGCAGCAAGAUCCUCCUCUCAGAUAACUCACCUGCAGAAUAUGUGUGAGAGGACGUUAUUCUGCCUGGUGGAAAAUCUGAGGAGCAAGGAGGUGAGGACGGAGGAACAGAGGAGGGAGGAAAAGGCGAGGAAGGAGGAUGGUAGCAACCCGAAAAUAACUGUGUCCAAUCUCAAGAAGAAGCCAAGGAAACCGAGGAGAAAAGAUGGACCCAAAAACCACAGCUGUCAGCACUGUGACAAAUCCUUCACAACUGUUGUGUAUUUAAAGGUGCACCAGAGGAUUCACACCGGAAAACGUCUUCACCACUGUGACCAAUGCGGGGCGACUUUCAUCUACCGGAAUCGGCUAAAACUCCACCAACGCGUUCACACUGGAGAGAAACCCUAUGGCUGUGACCAAUGUGGGAAAAGGUUCUCUCAUCCAGGAACCAUGGUGAGCCAUAAACUGCUUCAUACAGGAGAGAAACCGCAAAUCUGCGACACAUGUGACAAAGCCUUCCGCACUCACAGUGAGCUUUCAAAGCAUAAAGUAAUUCACCAAGAAGAGAGACCGCACAUCUGCAACGAGUGUGGGAAAACUUUUAAAAGUACAACUUAUCUAAGACUUCAUCGGGUUGUUCACACUAAAGAGAAAGUAUUCUGGUGUGACCAAUGUGGGAAGACUUUCAAUCAGAGUUCUCAGCUCAAAAUGCAUCAGCGAAUUCACACCGGAGAGAAACCGUACAGCUGUGAGGAAUGUGGAGCAGUCUUUUCACAGACCUCCGGCUUGAGAAGCCACAAGAGCAUUCACACUGGAAAGAAACCAUACAGCUGUGACCAGUGCAGCUCCACAUUUAGAGAGAGGGUUCAAUUAAAAACACACCGGCGUAUUCACACCGGAGAGAAACCAUACAGCUGUGACCACUGUGAGAAAACGUUUUCCCGGCAGGAUCACCUUGCCGUCCACCUACUGGUUCACACGGGACUGAAACCACACAGCUGUGAAUAUUGUGGGAAAAACUUUUCUCGGCGUAGUAAUCUCAAAGUCCACCAACGCACACACGCUGCACACCGUUAACCUUUUCUCAGAGCAUAGCUUACGCUCUGAUGGUGAUGGAAAAAUAUUGAUUGCUUUAGUGCUUCUCAGGUAUAUUAGUUUUGUGAGCAUAUCUGUAUAUAUGCUACACGUUAAUUCUGUUAAUAAUACUCACAUUUGCAGAAGUGCGCACCUGAAAAUGUCAAAACACGUCGUGUUGAGAUGCAUAUCCUGUUGUAGUGUUAUGUUUGUACUUCCCUAUAAUCACUGUGAGGUAGACUCAAACGUCAUUGCUCACUGACUGUAUUUUUUAUAGAAUAAUGUUCAUUUCCGAUUGAUAGAGCCUCUUUUUAUUUUAUUUUACUGGAUAUGUUUAAUCUGCUGUUGUGAUUGUGCACAGUGAUUAUUAUUUGUUAAUUAGGCUAAAAUGUGACGCAUGCUUUUGUCUCUAUUUUGUCAGUAAAUCUGAUCGAAAACUUGUUUUCUAUUUUUCCCAUUAAAUUUGUCGACACAAA
Gymnodraco acuticeps is the source of this 1544-nucleotide messenger RNA. Its product is annotated as gastrula zinc finger protein xLCGF3.1-like. The record is from RefSeq and is a predicted model, not a curated record. NCBI's taxonomy places the organism in Eukaryota, Metazoa, Chordata, Actinopteri, Perciformes, Bathydraconidae. Bases 1 to 1071 code for a protein of 356 amino acids. Gene Ontology annotation, molecular function: RNA polymerase II cis-regulatory region sequence-specific DNA binding; DNA-binding transcription factor activity, RNA polymerase II-specific. The transcript is spliced from 3 exons. Gene Ontology annotation, biological process: regulation of transcription by RNA polymerase II.